Messenger RNA from Salvelinus fontinalis (brook trout), 1095 nucleotides. RefSeq names its product L-rhamnose-binding lectin CSL2. Gene Ontology annotation, molecular function: carbohydrate binding. The transcript is spliced from 10 exons. The record is from RefSeq and is a predicted model, not a curated record. The coding region runs from base 178 to 834 and encodes 218 amino acids. Lineage: Eukaryota; Metazoa; Chordata; Actinopteri; Salmoniformes; Salmonidae.
CAUCCCACGGCUGAAUGUAAUUGGGGACGUCUGCCAUAGGAUAUAUAAUCAUUAAUACCUGAGCACGCUCCUUUCAGAGACGCAGGAGAAACAAGCCAGCUCAGGGUGACCAUCUGUAACAUCUUACCUGUUACUACUACAAUUGAACCAGCUACUACCACACCUGUACCCAGCAUCAUGCGCCUUGUAAGACUGACUGCGUUCACCUUGCUGGCUGCAGUUUGCUGUACACUACCAGCUGCAGCGACUAGAGUGGUCACCUGUGACAAUGGAGAAAACGUCCAGUUCCUGAUCUGUGAUUCUGGAGUGAUCUUCAUUGAGAGAGCUCUGUAUGGACGGACUGACGGAACAACAUGCAAAGAAGGACGACCUGCCAACCAGCUGACCAACACACAGUGUUCACAGACAGGCACCCUGGAGGUCCUCUCACAGAGGUGCAAUGGGAAACGGGUGUGUGAAGUGAACACUGAAGUCUUCCGUACUUCUGACCCCUGUGUUGGAAUCUACAAAUACCUGGAAACCACCUACACCUGCAUCCUAGCAACACGCAGCAUCACGUGUGAAGGCUCUGAUGCUCUCCUAGAAUGUGAUGAAGGUACGAUCCAGAUCCACAGUGCCAACUAUGGCCGCCGUGACCAGCUAGUGUGUUCCUUUAAUCGGCCCGCUAACCAACUAGCCAACACCAACUGUCUCAGCCAAUCCACCACUGCCAGUAAGGUGGCAAAGAGGUGUAAUGGGAAGAGCCAGUGUGACGUCCCGGCGUCCAGUUCUCUGUAUGGGGAUCCCUGUGUAGGAACCUACAAGUACCUGGAUGUGGCUUACACCUGUGGCUAAAUGUGAGGCAAGCACGCAUACGGAGAUCUUCUUAGGAACAAAGACCAGAGACUUGGAUAUCUUCCUCUGCAUUGGGUGGAUGUCUUUCUUUCCUGUCCUCUCCUCAUUUGAAAUCUCAAUUGAAUGUAAAAUCUGUAAAUUGCAUAUUUCCAUAUUCCAUAUUUCCAUGAACUUUACUUCAAAUAACAUUGUUACCAUAAUACUUAGUGCACUUUGUACUAAAGUAUUUCUUCUGAACUGUGCUGUUUGAUCUGAAUUAAA